UGUGAACGAUCUUCCUUUCCUAAUCCUAGCUUUACAAUAAUUUUGGGUGGGUAUUCAAUACAUACACAGUAAAACAUAUGGACAGGGAACUAUAUUUAGCUCUCACUGAAGAUGGCAUUGAUGUCCUAAAGGGGAGAGACUGGCUUCAAGUACGUGAUCAAAUGACACCUACAAAUAAUUCGGUGCUUCAUGUUGCAUGCCAACACGGGAGUCACAAAUGCGUGCAAGAGAUACUUGAACGUGCCGAUGAAUCACUACUACUUAAGCCCAACUCGAGAGGCGAGACAGCUCUUCAUCUAGCAGCAAGACAUGCAGGGGCACUUUGACUCUGUUGAAGCACUUAUUAGUAAGGCCAAGUCUUGGGAGCAGCAACCUAAUGAUCUCGAAAACACAACUACGCUUCUGCAAAAGCUGAUUAGAGCUUCGAAUGUGGAAUUUGAGACUGCGUUGCAUGCGGCUGUUCGAUACAAUCACAAGAAAGUAGUUAGAGUGUUAGUAAAAGAAGAUCCAGGUUAUUCGUAUCCUCGGAACAAGUCUGACGAAACUCCACUUUACUUGGCUGCCGCUAGGGGUUACGGGGGUGUGACCAAAGUAAUUCUUAAGAAGUGUGAAUCACCAACAUUCGGGGGUCCCCAUGGACGAACUGCUUUGCAUGGUGCUCUGAUGAGUUCAAGAGGAUACGAAUGCAUGAGAUUUCUGUUGAGAAGCAACGCAGACCUCAUUGAGGUAUUAGAUGAUAAUGGAUGGACAGCGUUUCAUUUUGUGGCAGACAACAAUCUUCGGCGUUCUAUUGGAUAUUUAUUGGAUGCCAACAGAAGUGUGGCAUAUAUAGCAGAUAAAAAAGAUAAGAUGACGGCUCUUCAUGUAGCAGCAUAUAAAGGAUACACGAAAGUGAUAAAGAAACUUUUAAAGUAUUUGCCGGAUAUUGUGGAUAGUGUAGAUGGAAAUGGUCAAAAUAUGUUCCAUAUAGCCUUGAAGCAAAACCAGGACUCCCUUUUGAAAUUCAUUUUAUCAAAAACUUGGAAAUUUGAUACUUUAAAUACACUUAUCAUACAAAAAGACAAGGAAGGGAAUACACCACUUCACCUAAUUGGCAAGCUUGGAUAUCAUAUUCCUGGAUUGCCGCAAUGGAUACAGAAGAUUGACCAGGAAGUAGUAGACGACACAAAUUUGACUCCCGCAGAAGCGCUUUAUCAGUAUUAUUCUCCAAUCUUAAGGGAUGAUGAGGAGAACGGUGGAUCACAUCCAAUUAGAGACAUUUUUUAUAGUUUUUGGGACAAUUGGACUGGCGGUAAGAUGCCAAAGAUGGAUCGAUCUGAUCUAAGAGGUUCCAAAGAAAGGAUCGAGAUACAAAGACAAAGGGCGAACACACAUAUGGUAGUGGCUGCACUUGUGACCACAGUCGCCUUAACAGCAGGCUUCGCCAUGCCAGGUGGUUUUAACGGCAAUCUGGGACCCGAUCAAGGGUCCCCAUUACUUCUAAGAAAGCCCGCCUUUAAUAUAUUUGUGGUUGCAGAUACGGUUGCUCUCUUAUUCUCAAUUUCCUCUCUGUUUCUUUACUUCUCGUUAUCAUUCCAUCCCAAGAAGAAAGCCUUUUUUACGUUGUUCGCAUUGGCUGUAGUGCUCAACAUUGCAUCAAUUGCAGCAAUGAUGGUGGCUUUCAUUGCAGGGACUUACGGUGUGCUGUCACACUCAUUAGUUCUGGCCAUUGCUGUUUCUACCCUCUCUUCUUUAUUCUUUCUCCUUGUCUUUCCUCUUAGCUUUAGAACUUCAAUAAACAUGUUAACAGUUCCUAUAGUUCUAUCACGUUCGUGGCUUCGCCAGUUGUAUCGCAAUAUUAGAAAUCAGUACCGAAAUUCAGGUGUUGUGAGGAGGUGGCGACACUGGGGUAUUGUCAGGAAACCAUGCCAACCAGCGAGCCCUGUUUGUACAAACUUAGUCUGAACUGUAAAAUAAUGCUUUCAUGAAUUUUAUUCUGUCAAGCACAUUUUAAUAAUAUUACAAGAUGAUCCUUUGUGUGCGGCAAUUAAAUGAAAUCUACUACCCCAUUUUUGUAUAUUUACAGU
Messenger RNA from Daucus carota subsp. sativus, 2066 nucleotides. RefSeq names its product ankyrin repeat-containing protein At5g02620-like. Gene Ontology annotation, cellular component: plasma membrane. Gene Ontology annotation, molecular function: protein binding. Lineage: Eukaryota; Viridiplantae; Streptophyta; Magnoliopsida; Apiales; Apiaceae. The transcript has 3 exons. The coding region runs from base 310 to 1944 and encodes 544 amino acids. The record is from RefSeq and is a predicted model, not a curated record.